Molecule: messenger RNA, 2193 nt
Organism: Panicum virgatum (switchgrass)
Lineage: Eukaryota; Viridiplantae; Streptophyta; Magnoliopsida; Poales; Poaceae
Product: desmethyl-deoxy-podophyllotoxin synthase-like
Exons: 2
Coding region: 372-1922 (516 amino acids)
Molecular function (GO): oxidoreductase activity, acting on paired donors, with incorporation or reduction of molecular oxygen; heme binding; iron ion binding
Source: RefSeq, a predicted model, not a curated record
ACGCUGUUGCUUGCACACUGUACACACGCCACACAACUCGCUCGCUCGUCGGCAUCCAAUCAACCAAUCCAAUCCGCAUUGAUGCCCUGACCAUCGAGACCGCCCAACUAGUCCUCCGAUCGACCACCGUACCGCGGUUGGCUGCGGGUCGCCAUCUCGCCUCUCACGUGCUGUCGUGUCUGCUGCUCAUUGAUCGCCACCACAGCCCAAUCCAAGAUCUAGCGACCUCGAUCCCCCAAAAUGCACAACCACACAUGCAUCUUCUACAACAAACCCAGGUGUGCUUCGGCAGUAAACAUUCGGUUCUUGGUUAGCCUCCAUUGCCAUUGCUCUCUGCUCGAUCUCUAGCAGACUCGGAUCCAUUGGCAAGCAUGGAGCAGCUCACGUACUACCUGCUGGCGCUCCUUCUCCCUCUCCUGCUUCUCAAGCUCAUCGCGAGGCGCGACGGCAAUGGCAUGAGGCUGCCGCCGGGCCCGUGGCAGCUGCCGGUCAUCGGCAGCCUCCACCACCUGCUCGGCAGCCCGCUGCCGCACCGCGCCAUGGCCCGCAUCGCGCGCCGCCUCGGCGCGCCGCCGUUCAUCUACCUCCGGCUCGGGGAGGUCCCCGUGGUCGUGGCGUCGUCCCCGGCCGCCGCCCGCGAGGUCAUGAAGACGCACGACGCCCGCUUCGCCACGCGCCCGUGGACGCCCACGACGAGGGUCCUCGUGGAGGCCGGAGAAGGCCUGGUGUUCGCGCGCUACGGCGCGCUGUGGCGGCAGCUCCGCAGGAUCAGCGUCCUGGAGCUGCUCAGCGCCCGCCGCGUCCACUCGUUCCGCGCCGUCCGGGAGGAGGAGGCCCGCCGCCUCGUGGCCGCCGUCGCCGCCGCCGCGGCCGGCGAGGGCGGCGGCGCCGUCAACGUCAGCAAGCGGAUCGCCGUGGUCGUCACGGACACGGCCGUGCGCGCCAUAAUCGGCGACCGGUUCGAGAGGCGGGAGGAGUUCCUGGCGAACCUCGCGGAGGGGGUCAAGAUCACCUCCGGGUUCAACCUCUGCGACCUGUUCCCGUCGUCGAUGCUCGUCAGGCUUGUCAGCGGCACGGAACGCCGAGCGCGGGAAACUCACCGCCGGCACUUCGAGCUCAUGGACCUCGCCAUCAAGCAGCACGAGCAGCGGAGGGCGGCGGCCAUGGCACAAUCUGCAGAUGGCACCGUGGAAAAGGAGGAGGACCUGAUCGACGUGCUCCUUAGGAUUCAGAGGGAAGGCGGCCUCGAGGUGCCGCUCACCAUGGGUAUGAUCAAGACCGUCAUCCUUGAUAUGUUCGGUGCCGGGAGCGAGACAUCAGCAAACACACUCCAAUGGGCGAUGUCAGAGCUCGCAAGAAACCCAGAGGUGAUGCACAAGGCGCAAGCCGAGGUGCGUGAGAAGCUUCAAGGCAAGCCAAUGGUGGCCGAAGAUGACCUUGCCGACCUGAGGUACACGAAGCUCAUCAUCAAGGAGACCCUGAGGCUGCACCCGGCGGUGCCGCUGCUGGUGCCAAGGGAGUGCCGGGAGUCCUGCAAGGUCAUGGGGUACGACGUCCCCAGGGGAACCACCGUGUUCGUCAACGUCUGGGCGAUCAGCAGGGACCCCGGGCACUGGGGUGCCGACGCCGCGGCGUUCCGGCCGGAGCGGUUCGAGGCCGGCACGGCGGCCGACUUCAAGGGCACCGACUUCGAGUUCACGCCGUUCGGGGCCGGCCGGAGGAUGUGCCCCGGCAUGGCGUUCGCGCAGGCGAGCAUGGAGCUCGCCCUCGCCGUGCUCCUCUACCAUUUCGACUGGGAGAUGCCGGGUGGGAUGCUGCCGGGGGAGCUGGACAUGACGGAGGAGAUGGGCAUCGCCGUCCGGAGGAAGAACGACCUUUACCUGCGUCCGGUUGUCCGUGUGCCGCCGCAUGUAACACCAUAGAAGAACUUCUCGUCAUGGUGAGGUCCUCGCUCUUGUGCCGGACCGAGGAGAUCUAGGCGCUUAUUUGUAAAUAAGCAGGAGUCUUUAUGCAAAAUAUUGGAUCUCUAUUAUUAGUGCCAAUCCAAAGUAUGGAUGUUUUUAUAAAAUAUGGAGCUAGUAUUUACACAAAACACUCUAGUUUGGAUCAUGUUAAUGGCCGCGAUCCAAACCAGGGGUCUUAGUGGAAAAGUUUGAUAAGGUAUUUUUUUUGAUAAGGUAAUUUUAUAAACCA